GGCUUUAGAGGCGGUCUAGAGCGGGGCGGCGGCGGAGGUGCGGCGGAGCCCCGGUGGCGGCGGCGGAGCCCAGUGAGUCCACUCUUGGCCGAAACAGCGAAGCGGAGUGAAGAAAACUAAAAUCUAGUAUAUUGGAUUUCAGUACUAUGUCCUAAAAGACAGAUAAUUUUCCACUUGUUCACCAAGAUGGAAAGCUCAGAUACUAACGAUAAAGGAAAUGACCAGUCUGCCGCUCAGCGCAGAAGUCAAAUGGAUCGAUUGGAUCGGGAAGAAGCCUUCUAUCAAUUUGUAAAUAAUCUCAGUGAAGAAGAUUAUAGACUUAUGAGAGACAACAAUUUGCUAGGCACCCCUGGCGAAAGUACUGAGGAAGAGUUGCUCAGAAGACUACAACAAAUUAAAGAGGGUCCACCACCACAGAGCUCUGAUGAAAAUAGAGCUGGAGAGUCUUCAGAUGAUGUAUCCAACAGUGAUUCUAUAAUAGAUUGGCUUAACUCAGUCAGACAAACUGGAAAUACAACAAGAAGUGGUCAGAGAGGAAACCAGUCCUGGAGAGCAGUCAGCCGGACUAAUCCGAACAGUGGUGAUUUCAGAUUUAGUUUAGAGAUAAAUGUUAACCGUAAUAAUGGAAGCCAAACUCCAGAAAAUGAGAACGAACCAUCCACUAGGCGUCUUAGUGUAGAAAACAUGGAAAGCAACAGCCAAAGGCAAAUGGAAAAUUCUGGAUCUGAAUCAACAUCUGCAAGACCAUCUAGAGCAGAACGCAAUUCAAAUGAAGCAUUAACAGAAGUGCCAUCCACCAGAGGUCAGAGGAGGGCAAGAAGCCGGAGCCCAGAACAUCGGAGAACCAGAGCACGAGCUGAAAGAAGUAGGUCACCUCUUCAUCCGACAAAUGAAAUUUCACGAAGAGCUCAUCAUAGUAUCUCACCUCAGGCCUUGGAGCAAUCUUCGGAAAAUGAGCCUGAAGGAAGCUCUAGAACCCGGCACCACGUGACCCUGAGACAGCAGAUAUCUGGACCGGAGUUGUUAGGUAGAGGUCUUUUUGCGGCUUCAGGAUCAAGAAAUCCCUCUCAGGGGACAAGUUCUUCAGACACAGGUAGCAAUAGUGAAUCCUCAGGAUCUGGCCAAAGACCUCCAACCAUAGUUCUUGAUCUUCAAGUAAGAAGAGUUCGUCCAGGUGAAUAUCGGCAGAGGGAUAGUAUAGCUAGUAGAACUCGAUCAAGAUCUCAGGCUCCGAACAACACAGUUACUUAUGAAAGUGAACGUGGAGGUUUUAGACGCACCUUUUCACGUUCUGAACGUGCAGGCGUGAGAACCUAUGUUAGUACUAUCAGGAUUCCUAUUCGUAGAAUCCUAAAUACUGGAUUAAGUGAAACUACAUCUGUUGCAAUUCAAACUAUGUUAAGGCAGAUAAUGACAGGUUUUGGUGAGCUCAGCUACUUUAUGUACAGUGACAGUGAUUCAGAGCCUAGUGCCUCAGUCUCCAGCCGAAAUACGGAGAGAGUAGAGUCACGAAGUGGAAGGCCCAGUUCAAGUGGUGAAAGUUCAGAAAGUAGCUCAGAGAUAUUUGAAGGCGGUAGUGAAGGAAGCGCAUCUGGCCCAUCCAGGAGAGAUGCUCGACAUAGGGCCCCAGUUGCAUUUGAUGAAAGUGGCUCUCUGCCAUUCCUUAGUUUGGCUCAGUUUUUUCUUUUAAAUGAAGAUGAUGAAGACCAACCCAGAGGACUCACCAAAGAACAAAUUGAUAACCUGGCAAUGAGAAGCUUUGGUGAAAAUGAUGCAUUGAAAACAUGCAGUGUUUGCAUUACCGAAUACACAGAAGGCAACAAACUUCGGAAACUACCUUGCUCCCAUGAGUACCACGUCCACUGCAUCGACCGCUGGUUGUCAGAGAAUUCCACCUGUCCCAUUUGUCGCAGGGCUGUCUUAUCUUCUGGGAACAGAGAAAGUGUUGUGUAACAAGAACAGAACUCUCAGCUGUGUAGCUGGAAUAGUGAUGGGCAAACAAAUCACCUGCUUUAUGUCCACUUUUUUUGAGUGGUGCUUAAAAUAUAAAGUCACAACCUGAAUUGAGUCAUUGCUUUCUUAGGGAAUCAUUCUUUUCUCUAGUUUCUCUUUCAGGAUGGAAAGAAUAUUUUAAAAGCAACAUUUUAGGACUUAAACAUUUGAUUUCGGUACCAGAUGAAUUGCUAAGCUGUUAUUGCUACUUUACCCAUGUCCACGUGUCAGGUUUUCCUUUGUUGUCUUAAGGGCUGCCUUAGCAGUAGCUCCUUUCUAUAGUCUGUAUUUGACCUCUUGAAAGUUUCCCAGGCCAUAAGAGAGGCAUGAAGAAAGGUUCCACUCAAGACUAAGUUCCAUUAUGUGUUUUGUAAAUGGUUACCUAAAACUGUACCAUUCCCAGUUAUUGACACAAAUUCAUUCACAUUCUGAAUAUUGUUUGUUCACCUUCCAGAGUAGGUGAUGAUGGACAUAUCAGUGUAAAUAACACUAAACAGUUAGGAUCUUCUAAGUGUGUUAACUGUCCUAAGCCCAUCACUGUGGCACACAAUAGAGCGAACUUAGAGUUUAAUUGAGAUAUUUAUCUUGUGGAAAUAUUAAAAAGCCUAUGCUUGUGUAAGUGAAAAAAAUCACAUUCAUUUGUUUAAAAAUGUAAAGCUAUUUUGUAGAGGCUCAGUACUUUUCCAAUGCACUGUUGUAUUAAUGCAUUCAAAAUUGUAAAGUACCAUGCUUAGAAAUGAGAACUGCUUUUUUUUGUGAGCCAGCAAGUAAAACACACCAAACAAAGUACAGAGCUGCUUUUGUAAGUGUGUAGAUGUCAAGAGCAGAACAUAUCUAUAUUUAGUGUCUUUGUGAACAGCUACUGUGACAUGGAAAGGAAAGGACCGUGCAGAAUCCAACUUGGAUUUAGGCAGGAAGUGAUACAUGAGGGUGAAGAAAACGACCCUGAAGAAUGGAACAUUUUCAUGAAGACAGUAAGUAAUACAGACAUGAACUGGAUUCAUAUAGUGAGAGCCACAGCAGCUUGACCCACUAUUCUGCUUGAAUAGAUAAAGCAGAAGAUCAGUACAUUUGGCAGAGCUUUCUUUGGUGUAUGAAAAAACAAACCACUACUACCUAGUACAAGUCAAAUUGAUGUCUUUACAUCUGCUCCUCAAAAAGUAGAGGAAAGAGACUUUUAGGCCAAUUUUAAAGUAAGGAUUUCAGUUGGUACAGAUGUGUGUGCUAUUGGAGAUGUCUCAGAUUUGCUUGUUUGAGACCAUCUAAGGUACCAGUGCACACUUUGUUGCUAAUUUCACUGCUAAUUUCUAGCAGAUCUAAUGGGCCACAUUUAAAGACCUAUUGUGGAUUAAGAGAUUUUUAUUUUUUAUUGAAAGUGAGUCAGGUUGGGUUAUUUGAAAUUCAAAUUUUAAUUGUGUUGCCUGUAUUUGAAGAUAAGAUGGCUGGCUCAUAUAUAUGAACACGCACUUUAUUGUUGUUUUGUAGGAAGAAUAGAUUGUGAUAACCCCAGUACUCUUGCCUCUUUUUUUUUUCUUUUGAGGCUGAUUAGGGUUAAGAUUAGUCUGGCUGUGGAGCGGAUAUGUAAAGUGUUUCUCUGGGGAAAGCUAACAGGCCAGAAGAGACCUGGAUUGAAGAUACACAAUCUUGGCCUAUAACCAAAUAAGCUAACUACCCAGGUUAGUCCAGUACUCUAGAAAAUGUUUUACAGAAAUCUGCUUUAAGAAUUACCUGCUUACCCUCACUGAUAUUGCCUUAGCAGUAAAGAUUAUUUCAAAGUACAUUCUUUCAUGUUUUCUUCUGGCUUUCAGUCCUACCUAAGUAUUAAGGAAAGUAAAUUGUAAAUAUGGUAGUUGUUUACAAAGGAUAUGUACUGCUCUUGCAAGGAAAUAAUGUCCAAACAAAGCUUCACUUAUUUUUUUUAAUAGAAGCAUAUUUCACUGUUUAUGGCGCUUAUGUAAUACAUUUUUAUCUUUUUAAGAGACUUGUCCAUGUAAAAGUCAGGGUUCCUUUAUAUUUGUGAGCCUCCUUGUCACCUUUCUAUUGUUUUCAGAUUGCCAGGAUAGUCCUGAUUAGGUAAAAAUACAACAAGUCCAUUUUCCUCUUGGUAAAAUGUUCCAUUUUAGGGGUGUUCAUUUUCUAUAGCUCAAAAACAGCUGCAGCACAUUCUAAACAGUGAUGGACAGCAGGCACCUCCCUAACCUCCCCAAAUGUAUUACUCAUUUCUGAAGUAUUGAAGUUAGAGGUAACUCAAGCAGGAUACUGGUUAUGAAUGUAGAUGUUGAAGCUAUUCAAAAACACUGGAAGUCAGUCUUUACAUUUCUAGUCUUCAGUAGAAUGCACAUGUUUGAAGUGCAUGUGGACCAUUUCAAGAAGCACUCACUGAUAUUGGGUUGUCUAGACGAAUACAAGUAUUUUUAGUGGGAGUUGCUUUUUAUUUUAGCAUCCACGGCUAUUCUAUAUUACUAGUUGCAGCUGUUAAAGAUAAGGUUGUUGGUGUAGGUGUCAGGUGUGCAAUGAAGAACAGGAAUCUUGGUUUCCUCACCAGUGUCCAAACACCUAUUGAGGGAACAUUUUCUUGCAAAAGACUUUACAUUUUGUUUUGUAUCUUCGCACUUUUUCUUUAUUACAGAAAGGUCCUGUGUUUAAGACCUACUUUGAACUUCAUGCAGUAAUAAUGUUGGGGGAUUACAUUGUUCAAAGCAUAGGGGAAAGUACUAAAGCCUGAUUUUUCUUGAAUACUUCAAAAUUUUUUAAUCCGCUUACUAGUGUAAAGGUUUGCAGUAUUGUUUUAUUCCACGCAGCUUACAAUGUUGAGAUUUAUUAGUGCUGAAAACAAAAUUUAACAAGUUAAAAAUGGCAGGCUGUUUGCAGUAACCCUGCAGAAAGAGAGAGCUAUGGUGGGAAUUUGGAACAUUUUCUCUGAAAAGAACAUGUUAGUUACACUACCAUGUCCUCCAUGUUAAUGGAAGUGGCUUUGGUGUUGGAACAGGUAAUUGUCAGAUUGAUAACAAAAUGUUAGUGCCAGGAGAUGCUCAGUCUUUAGGGACACAAUUGUUAGAAUCCAUCCAAGCUAGGAAACUGGCUUGCCCUGUUACCUUAAGCAAUAUUUUGCUUUUUUUUUCUUUCCUCCUGGGAAAACUUCAUUUCUGUGCCAAGUAGUCUGUGCUUUUGUCGAUGUCUAAUAGUUAUGAAGGGUUAGCAUUUAGCACACUUUGUAUUUAACCACCUGCUUCUAUGAGUCUCCAAAUACCCAUGUGAUAAGGUGGUCUAUGUUGCAAAAUGACUGUUAAAGGCCAUUUCUGACAGUUGGCUAGAAAUACAGUGGCACCUUGUGGUUGACUUUUUUUUUAAACGGGUGGAGGAUAAUUCUUUUGUGAAAGGAAAUAAUUUGUAAUCUGCCUUAGCUGAUUUGUUUUAAUGUUUUUUUCUGACUGGCUUCUGUGUCAUGUCUUACCAAAAAUAUGCAGUACCUGGAAGCCAUGUUCGCAGGGCACUUAGGUUCUUGGCUAAUCUUCUGUUCUGAUUUUUCACUCUCUCCUCUCGAAGUAUUCUUUCUGUACCUGUGUAAUGAGAUGGAGAAGGCACGUGUAAAGGUGUCUCUUUUUCCCCUUUAGUACAGUUCAGUAUGUUUAAUGCUCAGUAACAGUGUUGUAAUUGAGUUAACUAGUAAAUGGUUCUUUUAAAAAUUAUUUUUAAGUGUAUGUUGAUGGAUCAUACUUCACUUGGGAAGUAAAGUGCAAAGUCUGAGGAAAGAGUAUUUCUAAGUCCCAGUUUAAGCAAAUAAAAACAGCUGUAAGCUCAAUCAAUAUUCACCCUUUAAAUUUUUUAGCAUUCUGGAUUACCUUUAUUGAGGUAAGGUCUUGCCGUGUACUCAAAGCUGGCCUGGAGCUCUCUGUGGACCAGGUUGGCUUCAAACUUGUGGCAGUCCUUGUGCCUCAGCCUCUUGAAUGUUAGGAAUUCAGGUACUUAGCACUUGAUUCCUUUACCUUCACUGAAACAUUUCUAAAAUACUAUCGAACACUCCAGAAGUGAGUGGCCUCCUGUAAGUCACCAUAGUUUGCAUCUAAAAGCCUACAGCUUAGAAUAGAACUACCGGGGAUUUUUUUUUUUUUUUUAGGUAUCAGGUUUAUGGUUUUUUUUCAUGUCCAAGUAGAUGUCUGGAUUCAAAUCUUUAAAAGGUUACUGACCACUCAAAAUUACAGUGAGAUACAUGGGACUUACUGUUUUGGGUAUUUUGAAAGGGUCUUGUUUUGUAGCCCAGGCUGGCCUGGAAUUAGUGAUUCUCCUGGUUGCUGGGAGUAUAGGUGUGUCACCCCCACCCAGCAAGGAUUUGUUUACUGAAGUCCCACCGCUGCUUUAUAGUCAUUUGGGAAAGCAGCUAGAGAAGCGCAGUGACGGUGAGCCUGUCAUACCACUGUGCCUUGUUUCAAGGUUUGUCUCAGUUCUCAUUCUGAAGAUUGUUUCCAGCUGCAAGUUAGAGUCAAGCCAGCUGCCCAGCCUUAACUCUGUUCAGUGCCCUGUUACUAACAUUUUUAACAGAUUGGUUUCUACAUGUUUAAACUGUUUAGCAGUUGAAUUUUACCUCUUGAUAGUUCCAUUUGUCCCUGGUGCUGCUUUUAAAGGUAUAGGGCCCUGUGAAGUGUCCAGUGGAGUAGGUACGCAGUUGGCCUGGUUCUGAAAAAGCUGCUUUGGAAUAGAUGUUUACUUGGGUUCCUGUACAGAACUGGGCAGCAAUCCUGGAAAGCUCUGUAAAGCCCAUAAGAAAGGAUUUGAAGAGGGCUGCCCUUAAGUCUCUGAACAUGAAGCAUAUGUGUGCAGGCUGUCAAAAGGCUGGAGUUACUGUCACACCAGUGCUUUCUGACCUCCAAGAGACACUUUCAAAAGGCAACAGGAGCACCAAGGGAAGUGAAUUUGCUUGGCUUGCUUUGUCUGCUUUCUCAUUUCCUUACCAUUUAAACCUGAACGAAACACCCUUCUCCGGUAUCUGAUCCAGCAAACUCUUGGUUGGGAAGCCCUGUGUUGAAUUUUGAGAAUGUACCCAACUUUUUGUACAGUGCUUUACACCUGCUAAAAUUUAACUUGUUUGAUGCAGAACGAGACCUUGAAAGGUCAGUCAUUAAAUUUGGUUUGAUUAUUAAUAGCUAUCUUUUAGGAAGAAGCUUUUUCCCUAUGUACGAUGUCAUACUGCAGACUUAAAAUAUAGACUAUCAAUAAAAUGCAUGAAGUAAU
Messenger RNA from Grammomys surdaster, 7221 nucleotides. It is a transcript of the gene Rlim, whose product is annotated as ring finger protein, LIM domain interacting. Gene Ontology annotation, molecular function: ubiquitin protein ligase activity. Gene Ontology annotation, cellular component: cytoplasm; nucleoplasm. NCBI's taxonomy places the organism in Eukaryota, Metazoa, Chordata, Mammalia, Rodentia, Muridae. Gene Ontology annotation, biological process: random inactivation of X chromosome; protein ubiquitination; ubiquitin-dependent protein catabolic process. The transcript has 5 exons. The record is from RefSeq and is a predicted model, not a curated record. The coding region runs from base 187 to 1953 and encodes 588 amino acids.